Molecule: messenger RNA, 1035 nt
Organism: Triticum turgidum subsp. durum (durum wheat)
Lineage: Eukaryota; Viridiplantae; Streptophyta; Magnoliopsida; Poales; Poaceae
Source: the annotation of a GenBank genome assembly
AUGGCGGUGGCGUCGACUCCGCCUCUGCAGCUUGUCGUAGCCGCGCUUCUUGCGCUGUCCCUGUCCACUACAGCGUCCUCGUCGCCUGCGCCGGCGAACCGGAGCAGCUGCUACAAGCGUCUAUUCAGCUUCGGCGACUCUCUGACCGACACCGGCAACUACAUCAUCCACUACUCCAACGCGUCAGGGCCCGUCCUAGCGCUGCCAUACGGCGAGACCUUCUUCGGCCACCCCACCGGCCGAUGGUCCGACGGCCGCCUCAUCAUCGAUUUCAUCGUGGAGAGGCUGGGGUUCCAGUACUGGCCGGCGUACCUGAAGGGGGCAGCCGGGAAGUCGCCGGCGGAGGAAUUCCGAACGAUGGACCUGCUUACCCCGAGCCCGAUCCCCCCUUACUCCCUCGGCGUCCAGAUCGACUUGUUCAAGAAAGUGCUCGCCAUGAUUGCCUCCACGGACCAAGAGAGGAAUGAGGUGAUGGCGAGCUCGCUGUUCCUGGUGGGGGAGAUCGGCCUCAACGACUACAACCACCCCUUCUUGCAGAACAAGACCAUGGAAUGGGUCAGGCCCCUCGUGCCCCAGGUCAUCAGGUCCAUCGUUCUGUCCAUCGAGGCUCUGAUCGAGCUGGGCGCCAAGACCAUGUACGUGCCGGGCAUCUUCCCGCUGGGGUGUACCCCGCUGUACCUCUCCCUCUUCCCCGGCGACGACCGCGACCCUGCCACGGGCUGCAUCCGGGGGCUCAACGACCUCAUCCUCGUCCACAACCACAUGCUGGAAGCCAAGCUCGAGGAGCUCCGCCGCGACCACCCCAGCGUGUCCAUCACCUACGUCAACUGCUUCGACAAGGAAAUGGUGCUGGAGGCGUGCUACCCCGUCUUCAUUUCCGGGUCGGCGGCGGUGCCGUGCCUGGACCCCUCGAGGCACGUGAAUUUCGACGGCCUGCACAUGACGGAGGCGGCGUACAAGCUCAUGGCCCGCGGGAUGCUCGACGGCCCGUUCGCCGCGCCGCCUAUCAUGUCCACAUGCAACCACAGCUGCUAG